Eublepharis macularius is the source of this 955-nucleotide messenger RNA. It is a transcript of the gene CACYBP, whose product is annotated as calcyclin binding protein. Lineage: Eukaryota; Metazoa; Chordata; Lepidosauria; Squamata; Eublepharidae. Gene Ontology annotation, biological process: heart development. The transcript is spliced from 6 exons. The record is from RefSeq and is a predicted model, not a curated record. Gene Ontology annotation, molecular function: ubiquitin protein ligase binding; tubulin binding; S100 protein binding. Gene Ontology annotation, cellular component: nucleus. Bases 156 to 812 code for a protein of 218 amino acids.
ACGAGCCGCUGGUGGCCCCUCGCGAAAGUUCGAGAGGAGUGAGCGGCGAAGCGCGGUUGCCAUGAGCCGCCCUAACGCGCCUGCGCACGUUCCCCUUACGGGAAAAGGAAUCGAGCGCGCGACUGUGUGCGCGCGUUCCCCGUGCAAGCCGCAACAUGGAGGAGCUACAGAAAGAUUUGGAGGAGGUGAAAGAGCUUCUGAAAAAAGCAUCCAGGAAGAGAAUCUAUGAUGUCUUGCUAGCAGAAAAGAACAAACUAGAGAAAGAAAUAAAAAACCAGCCGCCACCCAAACUAAAAGCAGAGAUAUCAGAAGAAGAAAGACAGCCACCCACGGGCUACACAGUGAAAAUCAACAAUUAUGCUUGGGAUCAGUCAGAUAAAUUUGUGAAAAUCUAUAUCACUCUAAGUGGAGUACAGCAUCUCUCAGCUGAGAACGUGCAAGUCCGUUUCACAGAAAGAUCAUUUGAUCUAUUGGUGAAGAAUCUGAACAGCAAGAACUACUCCAUGACAUUCAAUAACCUUCUGAAACCAAUCUCUGUGGAGAACAGCUCACGAAAGAUCAAAACUGAUAUGGUCCUGAUAUUAUGUAGGAAGAAGCAAGAGGAAAAAUGGGAGUGCCUAACUCAAGUCGAAAAAGAGACAAAGGAAAAGGAGAAAGCAUCAUAUGACACAUCAGAUCCAAGUGAGGGGUUGAUGAAUCUCCUGAAAAAGAUGUAUGCUGAAGGUGAUGAUGAGAUGAAAAGAACCAUUAAUAAAGCUUGGGUGGAGAGCAGAGAAAAGCAAGCCAAAGAGGAUAUACCACUAGAUAUUUGAACAGAUCGUGGGUUUUCUUUAUGGGGCUUCUGAUGUGCCACUGAGAUCAGAAAAAGUGGUGUUUACAUAACCUCCUUCCAAGCAAAGACAGUGCUCUACAUUUCAAGGUUGGAGAAAUAAAAUAAAACAUACUAUAAAGCGUC